AUGAUUGUGACUUCUAUAGAAGUUUUCAUGAAUGACUUCUCGGUCUAUGGUGGCACUUUCGAUCAUUGCUUAACCAAUCUUGAUAGGAUGCUAAAGAGAUGCAUAGAGACAAACCUAAUGUUGAAUUGGGAAAAGUGUCACUUUAUGGUGACGAAAGGGGUAGUGUUAGGUUAUAAGAUCUCUAGAGAGCGGAUAGAGGUAGAUAGAGCAAAGAUAAAUACUAUUAGCCGAUUGCCUCCACCCACUAGUAUUAAAUCGGUCCGUAGUUUCCUUGGUCAUGCAGGUUUCUAUAGGCGCUUGAUUAAGGAUUUUUCAAAAAUCACUCGCCCCAUGACCCGACUCCUCGAAAAAGGCAUUCCGUUUGUCUUUGACGAGGAGUGUCUUAAAGCAUUCGACUUUUUGAAGGAGAAGCUGGUUAGUGCUCCGAUCCUUGUCUCGCCCAAUUGGAGCUUACCCUUUGAGCUCAUGUGCGAUGCAAGUGACUACGCCGUCGAAGCGGUGUUGGGCCAAAGAGUCGAUAAACAUUUCCAUCUGAUCUACUAUGCGAGCAAAACGCUAAAUGAUGCUCAAGAAAACUACACCACCACGGAAAAAGAACUUUUAGCCGUAUUCGACAUAGAGAUUAGGGAUAAGAAGGGAGCGAAAAACGUAACGGCCGAUCAUUUGUCACGAUUAGAGGAUCCCAAUAGAGAGGAGAUUCAUGAGGAUGCAAUAGGGGAUAUGUUCCCUCACGAGUCCAUAGAUUUAAUAGUGGCCGAAAUAGAGAGUUUACCUUGGUUUGCUGAUUUGGCAAACUAUUUAGCAUCCGAGGAAUUGGUGAAGGGAAUGACUACUCAACAGAAAUGGAAAUUAUAUAGAGAUGCUAGGAAAUAUAUUUGGGAUGAUACGUAUUUGUUCAAGAUAGGUAAUGAUAGAGUCCUUAGGAGGUGCGUUCAUAGGGAAGAAGGUUUAGAUAUCUUAAGACAUGUGCAUGAAGGAAUGGUGGGAGGUUAUCAUGGGCCCCACGUUACCGCCCAAAAGGUAUCCGAUUGUUGGUUCUAUUGGACGAUUGUUGCCAAAGAUACCCAAGAUUUCGUCAAAAGAUGUGAUGCUUGCCAACGUACCGUCAAUAUCUCAUCCAAGGAUGAGAUUCCCCAAAACCCCAUUCAAAUUCUAGAAAUUUUUGAUGUUUGGGGCAUUGAUUUCAUGGGACCAUUCCCUGCCUCUAGUGGGAAUAGGUACAUCCUCGUGGCGAUCGAUUACGUUUCAAAGUGGGUGGAAGCCCAAGCUCUUCCCACGAACGAUGCCCGAGUAGUGGUGAGAUUCCUUAAGAAGUUGUUCACUAGAUUAGGUACCCCUAUAGCCAUCAUCAGUGACCAUGGCACUCACUUUUGUAAUGCCGUCAUGGAAAAGGCGUUAGCACGCUAUGGGGUCACUCAUCGUUUUUCCACCGUUUACCAUCCUCAGAAGACCGGUCAAGUCGAAAACGCAAAUCGUGGAGUUAAACGUAUUCUAGAAAAGACCGUAGGGAAGUGUCGGAAGGAUUGGUCUGAUAAGUUAUACAGUGCAUUGUGGGCGUUCCGCACUGCAUAUAAAACACCUUUAGGAACCACCCCAUUUAUGAUCGUGUAUAGAAAAGCGUGUCAUCUUCCUGUUGAAUUAGAACAUCAUGUGUUAUGGGCUUUGAAAACCGUAAACCUAGACCUAACUGAUGCUAGGAGAAGAUACUUUCAGAUUCAUGAGUUAGAGGAUCUUAGGGAGGCGGCAUACGCUCGUUCGUGGAGUAUCAAAGAAAAGGCGAAAGUUUUGCAUGAUAGGAAGCUUAAAGGUUUAAAAGAGUUCAAAACGGGAGAUCAAGUGCUUCUUUACAACUCCCGUUUGAAAGUUUUUGGUGGGAAGUUGAAGUCCAAAUAG
This is a messenger RNA of Helianthus annuus (common sunflower), 1893 nucleotides long. RefSeq lists its product as uncharacterized. The record is from RefSeq and is a predicted model, not a curated record. The coding region runs from base 1 to 1893 and encodes 630 amino acids. NCBI's taxonomy places the organism in Eukaryota, Viridiplantae, Streptophyta, Magnoliopsida, Asterales, Asteraceae. The transcript has 2 exons. Gene Ontology annotation, biological process: DNA integration. Gene Ontology annotation, molecular function: nucleic acid binding.